Coccomyxa subellipsoidea C-169 is the source of this 1218-nucleotide messenger RNA. RefSeq lists its product as hypothetical. The record is from RefSeq and is a predicted model, not a curated record. The transcript is spliced from 9 exons. NCBI's taxonomy places the organism in Eukaryota, Viridiplantae, Chlorophyta, Trebouxiophyceae, Coccomyxaceae. Gene Ontology annotation, biological process: regulation of DNA-templated transcription. Gene Ontology annotation, cellular component: chloroplast nucleoid. The coding region runs from base 88 to 1218 and encodes 376 amino acids.
AAUAUAAGUGACACCUUAAACACGAAGUUCUGCAGAUAUUGAGCAUUUAUCUCGCCCUGCGAGUUGUCCCCUGUGAAGUCUUUUAUAAUGGAGCGAUCUGUGUCUCACACGUUUGCUGGCACUUCCCACGCGAGGCACACAUGUUAUAAAGUCGUCCAAAAUUGUAAAUUAACAGUCUGUGCUUUACGAUGCGAAGCUAGUCGUUCCAUCCUCAAAGGGAUUACCUCUUUUCUUUCGAAGAGGCCAGCAACUUCUGGGCACAAAAAAUCGUUCCAAUUGAAAUUACAAAUGUCUGGGAACGCCCAGCCAGCUGGAGCCUUUACAGCUCCCACAGAUCCUCUAGUGCAAAAGCAGGUGGAUAGAGCUGCAGACAUAGUGACCGAUCUCAUGGAGGAGGUCAAUAAGGACCUCUUUGUAGCUACAGCUGUAGCCGACAUUACACGGGAAGCGCCAGAGGUGACAGAGAGAGAUGCAAUUAAGGCAGCAGUGGAGAAGCGGAUAGACAGCCUGGAUGAGUUCUUUGUGGCCACUCUGCGCCUGUUUGCUCAGGCCGCCAGCGAGCAGAGCAACCACGACCUGGCAGAGCGGCUGGGAGCAAUAGAGGAGGAGGUUUUGGCGCAAGUGGCGAAGCGGCUGCCAGCAGAGCUGCGCGUGCUGGACGCUGUGCAGCGACUAACCUCCAGUGAGGAGCGGGUGGAUCUGCUGAGGAGGGCGGCGUCGGGGGCGGCCGCUGAUGUCAGCAUGCCGGCCGCUGAUGUCAGCGUGCCCGCCUGCCAGCUCAGCAGCCUGCAGACCAUCGCCAACCAGGUCAUUGAUGACAUGGAGGACAAGGAAGCCGUCCCCGACAAGCAGCUGCUGGCCAGGCUGUGUCUGAUAAGGGAGGAGCUGUCAGUGGUGGCGGCAGAGCAGGGCAGCGACAGCAGCGGCAGCGCUUUUGCAGAGGCCAAGGUGAUAUACCAGCGACUCAUCCCCCAGGGGACUGCAGCGCGCGCUCUGCUAAAGAAGGCACUGGACGAGGGCUUUGAAGAUUCCUCCAAGGCGCGGCGGCCGCGCGGCACCGAGGCGGUGCGGCCGGGGCGGCUGCUGACGUGUCUCACCGGCAUGCAGCGCGAGCUGGCGGCGCAAGGGAACGCCGCCAACCAGCCCAUCCUGAACAGGCUGGAGGAGCUGCGCCUGGCCACGCUGCAGCUGCUCGCCUCGCUGGCGUAUGACUCAUGA